Molecule: messenger RNA, 2585 nt
Organism: Elaeis guineensis (African oil palm)
Lineage: Eukaryota; Viridiplantae; Streptophyta; Magnoliopsida; Arecales; Arecaceae
Product: DEAD-box ATP-dependent RNA helicase 18
Cellular component (GO): cytosol
Molecular function (GO): RNA helicase activity; nucleic acid binding; ATP binding
Source: RefSeq, a predicted model, not a curated record
AACACCUUUUUAAUAGUAAACAUUUUUCAUAACGGUACGUAAGGCGGCAUGGUGCCCUGGAGUCUCUCCCGAAACCCUAGUCUGAGCACCGAAACGGGGAAGGCCUCCCUGGCGAGAAAGUUGGGGAAGUCAUGGUGGACUCCGAGCCCUCGAACCGAGCGCUGACGACCACUCGCUUCUCCGAGCUGAAGCCCCCUAUAUCGGAGCCCGUUAUCCAAGCGCUAACCGCUGCUGGCUUCCACCUCUGCACGCCGGUCCAAGCCGCGACCAUCCCCUUGCUCUGCUCCUACAAAGAUGUCGCCGUCGACGCCGCCACCGGCUCCGGUAAAACCCUCGCCUUUAUCGUGCCCUUUGUCGAGAUCCUCCGCCGAUGCCCCUCUCCCCCCAAAUCCCACCAGGUCAUGGGAAUGAUAAUCUCUCCAACACGUGAAUUAUCAUCACAAAUAUACCAUGUUGCACAGCCUUUCUUCUCAACGAUGCCAAAUGUUAAAUCUAUGCUUCUUGUUGGAGGGGUGGACAUUAAAACUGAUGUAAGGAAAUUAGAAGAUGAAGGUGCAAACAUUCUAGUGGGCACACCUGGCAAGCUACAUGAUGUGAUGGAGCGUCUAGACAUCCUAGAUUUCCGGUCACUUGAGAUCCUUAUUUUGGAUGAGGCUGAUAGACUCUUGGAUAUGGGAUUUCAAAAGCAAAUUACAUCUAUCAUUUCUCGCUUGCCAAAGCUUCGUAGGACGGGCCUUUUUUCAGCUACUCAAACAGAGGCAGUUGAAGAGCUCUCUAGGGCAGGAUUAAGAAAUCCUGUUAGGGUUGAAGUUCGAACAGGAGCUAAACCACUACAUAAUUUGGAAUCCGCACAGCAAUCAACCACUUCUAGAACACCUUUGGGACUUCAUAUCGAGUACCUGAUAUGUGAGGCAGAAAAGAAACCAUCGCAGCUUGUUGAUUUCCUGUCACAAAACAUAUCUAAAAAGAUAAUUAUCUACUUCAUGACAUGUGCUUGUGUUGAUUAUUGGGGGCUUGUUCUUCCACAGCUUGCUGUUCUCAAAGGUUGUCCACUGAUUCCUCUUCAUGGGAGGAUGAAACAGAUUGCAAGGGAGAAAGCAUUGGCAUCAUACACAGCACUUUCAAGUGGUAUUCUGCUAUGUACUGAUGUAGCAGCAAGGGGACUUGACAUUCCAGGUGUUGAUUGGAUUGUGCAGUAUGAUCCCCCUCAAGAUCCUAAUGUGUUCGUACAUAGAGUUGGUCGGACUGCACGAAUUGGCAGACAAGGAAGUGCUGUCAUAUUUCUGUUACCAAAGGAGGAUGCUUAUGUGGAGUUCUUGCGGUUAAGAAGGAUCCCUCUUAAAGAGAGGGAGUGUUUCAGUGAUGCCUUGAAUAUCAUUCCUCAGAUAAGAUCUGCUGCAAAAGAAGAUCGUGAUGUCAUGGAGAAGGGUCUUAAAGCAUUCGUGUCAUACAUUCGUGCAUAUAAAGAGCACCAUUGCUCGUACAUCUUCAGGUGGAAAGAACUAGAAAUUGGGAAAUUGGCUAUGGGAUAUGGCUUACUGCAGAUCCCUUCUAUGCCAGAGGUGAAACAUCACUCUCUCUCAGUUGACGGUUUUUCUCCUGAGGAUGAUAUUGAUGUUACUCAGAUUAAGUACAAGGACAAGGCUAGGGAGAAACAAAGGCAAAAGGCUUUGCAAAGGAAGGAAGCAGAAUCCCGGCAGGGGCCAAAAUCAGAAAGAGUGAAGCAAAUCCCAGAUGGUUCUAUUACUGUUACGAGAAAGAAAACAGGUAGGCAACGCAAAGCAACUCAGACAAAGGAGGAUGAUGAAGAGUUAGAGCAGGACUAUCGCUUACUGAAAAAGCUGAAGAGAGGGGAGAUUGAUGAAAGCGAGUACGAAAAGCUUACUGGUUUUGGAAUCUUUGAGGAACGGGUUUCAUCAGACAGCAACAUGGAUGACUGUGGUGUGAAAACCUCCACGGUAUGGAAAAACAGAAAAUCGAAGCUAAAACAGAGAGGAAAUGCAAAAAAUUCUGGAGGAAGAAUAGGGGAUCGCAAAAGUACUAGCCAUUUGAAGAUGAAUUCAAAAACCAAGAUUAAUAAAAGAAAGAAGUAACAAGUUAUAAUAUGCCAUGCUGCUUUAUGACUGCUUCUGGAUGAUUCAGAUUGAGUCACAGGGAUUGUGCAGCAUAUAAGCGGAAGUGACUUGAUUGCGCUGUAGCCAGAUCUAGCCUUCAUGGAAAUAGCUGGUAGCAUCUGCCAUGCAUUUUUUGGGUGAUAUUGUUUUUGUUCUAUGGCUUCUCAAAACAAUCCUUGGACUUUGAUCAAAAGUAAGGUUAUGACAUGGGCAGAAACAGGUUCGAAUUUUAAUGAAGUUAGUGACUCCAGUUUUCACUUUCAUGUAGAUGGUGCUCGGCGGACAAUUAUUCCCCCUAUAAUUUAGUUUUGUAUUAUGGCACUUCUCAAAUUCGCUGCCUUAACAAGACAGAACCAUAAACACCCUCAUGCAUCCAGAGAGGGCUAUGUACUUAUCUGAAUUUUUGUAACAUUAACAUGCAAGAAUGAUGAGAAACGUUAUAUCUGCUUCUACUGGAGAGUUCAUGAAUCA